Molecule: messenger RNA, 1134 nt
Organism: Telopea speciosissima
Lineage: Eukaryota; Viridiplantae; Streptophyta; Magnoliopsida; Proteales; Proteaceae
Product: probable xyloglucan endotransglucosylase/hydrolase protein 23
Exons: 3
Coding region: 76-969 (297 amino acids)
Biological process (GO): xyloglucan metabolic process; cell wall biogenesis
Cellular component (GO): apoplast; cell wall
Molecular function (GO): xyloglucan:xyloglucosyl transferase activity; hydrolase activity, hydrolyzing O-glycosyl compounds
Source: RefSeq, a predicted model, not a curated record
ACAACUCGGUUCUCACUGCAGACUUAUAUCAAACAACUUUCCUCCUUAGUUCAACAUCCACACUCUGUGUCUCUCAUGGCUGCUUCUUUUUCAUCUUCCUUCACUGUUUCACUAGUGUUGGUGUCUGUCCUACUGGGCAUCUCUUUAAUGGCUGUCUCUGCAAGUAAUUUCUACCAAGAUUUCGCCAUCACUUGGGGCGAUGGCCGUGCCAAGAUGCUCAACAAUGGGGACCUUCUCACUCUCUCCCUUGACAAGGCUUCCGGCUCUGGUUUCCAAUCCAAUAACGAAUAUCUGUUUGGGAAAAUUGAUAUGCAGCUCAAGCUCGUUCCUGGCAACUCGGCUGGCACUGUCACCGCCUAUUAUUUAUCUUCAAAGGGGGCAUCGUGGGAUGAAAUCGACUUCGAAUUCUUGGGGAACCUCAGUGGAGAUCCUUACAUUCUUCACACUAACGUGUUCAGUCAAGGCAAAGGCAACAGAGAGCAGCAGUUCUAUCUCUGGUUCGACCCAACCGCCGACUUCCACACCUACUCCAUCCUCUGGAAUCCCCAACGAAUCAUAUUCUCUGUGGAUGGAACUCCCAUAAGAGAGUUCAAGAACUUAGAGUCAAAGGGCAUUCCCUUCCCAAAGAACCAACCCAUGAGGAUCUAUUCCAGUCUCUGGAAUGCGGAUGACUGGGCUACCAGGGGUGGGCUCAUCAAAACCGACUGGACACAAGCUCCCUUCACUGCUUCCUACCGCAACUUCAAUGCCAAUGCUUGUGUUUGGUCUUCUGGGUCGUCUUCUUGCAACUCUAAUUCUCCCUCCUCUGCAUCUGGCAACAACAACAAUAGCUGGUUCUCGCAAGAGCUGGAUUCGACAAACCAACAGAGAUUGGAAUGGGUUCAGAAAAACUACAUGAUCUACAACUACUGCACCGACACGAAACGCUUUUCUCAGGGUCUUCCUCUAGAAUGUACCACCACCAGUUAAUCUUAGAUGUAUAUAUAUACACGCAGAGACUCCACGAUCUACAUCAAGGAACAGGAGUACUCGUUCCUGUUAUUCAUUCGUUGAUUCAUUUUUUUCCCCAUCUGUGAAAUCCAUGUACCCAAAUUCAUUUAUUUGUUAUACUUGUUUGUUGCCUUUCCAACAACA